GGAGGGGGAGGUGUCGGGGGGGCUCUGACAUUGAUGGGCUGCGUCAGGGAAGCGUCACCCCCGCCGCAGAAUCAUCAGAAUCAACAUCAUCGGACGCUUGGCCUUGGCGAGUACUCUGCUCAGAACAGCGUCGAUCCGCUUCCAAAAGAGCCAAAGAAGCGCCGCUUCCAUCCCCUGCGUGGCCUCAGGAAGAUCUUCCGGCGUAAGAGUCGAGGAGCGGCUGACGCCCGACUGGUCUCCAGCCAUGGCAUCGACCGGGACGCGGAAAUGGUCCGACUCCCGAGGGAAGACGUCACCGACAGACAUCCCGCGGGACGUCCCGAAGAGGCUCGCAGCAGGAGCGCCAGCGAGCUACUCACGGACUCCUGCGAUCGAGAGAGCGUGUUCCUCAGGAGGACGGGCAUGGAGGAAUCGUUCGUGAAGCUGCGAGGAGGAGCCGGAAAAUUGUCCGUUUCGCACGACAGCGUUUUCCCCGGGGAGGUUCCUCACACUCGACCUCUCUCGUCGUUGGCCAGCCUGGCUACCCUCGAGCGGAGGCAAACGAGAAAGAGCAACGAGAUCGAGCACAAGGAGUACAAUCAACACGUCGUGCAGAGGCACAGGAUAUCGCUCCGGGUGCUCGAGCAAAUAAAGACGGUCAUAGAGAACCGGAACCAGCUAGCCUCGGCGACCUCGUCGGAUACCGCGGGCGCUGUGCACGCUGUCGGUGAACGUUAUCACCAGGAAACCGCCGAGACCCGUUUCAUCGGCAUCGAGAAGCAAGAGAGGAACGGAGAGGAAAAUCAAGCAAAGGACAAGGUCGAGGACAAGGGGUUCGGGCCGAUAAGAUCGGCGUGCAGAAUGGAGGAUCGAGCGAGGCCGAAGCCAGAGAGCAGACGGACGAUCCCUCAGGCGAUGAAAGAGCAAUCCGUUCGAGCCGAAGAUACGAUCGAGGAUAUACCGGAGGACGAGGCGAAGGGAUCGGUGAGAUCUUCGUGCAGGAUCGAGGAUCGACCACGCUCGAAGCCAGAAACCAGACAGAGGAUCCCGCCGAUAAUCAAAGACGCGAGCUCACGGAUCGAGGAGACGAUCGAGGGCUCAAAAUCGCCAAAGGACACGAUCGAUCGUGUUAUCCCUGUGGCCAAAGAAGAUUUACCGCAACUCGAAAGCGCCAGCUUGAACCACACAGCGGCUCUUCACCGAAUUUCGGUACGACCUAAAAACCGAAGGCCUCCGAGGCGUACUGGUUCGCAGGCAGCCAACGCGUCGACGUCCACGAUCACCACUAUCGCGGAGGACUCGUUGGACAGCGUGGACCAGCAGACGGUAAGCGCCAACAGCAACGCGUCUUCGCCAACGGAACCGAAGAACGUGUCCGUCACGAGGAAAUCCUCGAGCCGAUUGUCACGCACGUCGGAUAUCUUCGAGGAGCUGGAAACCAAGCUCCCGAGGAAGCCAUCCAGCGCGGCCUCCCUGUCUCCGGACAGUCUGGACAAUAUGUCGGGAUCGCGAACGAGCGUCGAGGUGAACGAGGAACAGGUGAACAGGAACGAGCAGCCAGAGAUCCGAUCGAUCGUCAGAAAGCCGUCGAAUCGGACACCAAAGAAUACGGAGAUGUUCGAGGAGCUGGAAUCGAAGCUGCCUCGAAGGAGAUCCUCCAACAGAUUGUCCAAGUCGCCCGACAGUCUGGAGGUAGGUUCCUGUUGGUUCUCCAAAUCGACAGAGGGCUUCGACAAGCUGAUGGAGUACGAGGAAGCGAAACCCGUGACCCGAAGACUACUGAACCCGAUAUCGAAAUCGAACGACCGGGUGUCCAAGUCUUCCGACAGUCUAGAAGCCAUAGAGGCGCUCACCAGCGACGAGUCAAUCGAGCGUAGGAGGAGCAGCUUCGAGCUACGCGCUCGUAGAUCCUCUAAGAACAUAUCCAAGUCGUCGGAGAGCUUCGAGGUCUUGGAGCAAACGCAGAUCGGGACAGAGACUGUCCAAGAGCUUCAGAAACGUAGUAGCAUUUCAGAUAUCAAUUUGUCUCGAGGAAGAAGGCUAUCGAAGAGCAUAUCCAAAUCGUCGGAGGAUUUCGAGAGAAUCGAGAUAAACGAGCCCAAAGACGAGGAAGAAAACGCCAGGGACAGCUUCGGUAAAUGUUGCAGGAGGUCCUCGAAACGGAUGUCGUCUGAGAGCUCCGAUAAUCUGGAGUCGGACGACAGGUUGGAAAAUAGAAGGAUCAGAAGGACACCGAAGAGAAUACCUAGCACCAGUUACGUGGAUAUCGUUCCAACGGACGAUCAGGAGGAGGAGAAGAGAUCCGUCACGGUUAGGAAGCCAACCAGACUUCAAAAAUCGUCCGAAAGCUCGGAACUUGGCAGUACCGACACUCUAGACUCCGAGAGGAGGAAUAAAUCGUCCGAGAGCACCGAAACCUUGGACAGUUUAGAGAGGGAUUUGGAACAGGACAGGAAACAGGAAGAUCUAGCGGACGCUGUUGCGGAAAGACGUGAUAAAAAUGAUCCUUGGACCAAUAAAUCUAUAGUGACGUCGCAUUCGGAUCAAAUCUCAAUGGCGGACGGCACAGACGACUCCAAAUCGCUGAUCUCACCGGACAAAUUCUACUGGCGCCAGUCGUCGGAAUCGAAGGAGAAUAUCGACAUUCAUCAGCUGCUAGCCAUCACGAUAGUUACCAGAAUGGCCGACAACGGCAACAACCAACGAAGCUCUGUGAUUUACCCUAAGAAGAAGCAACAGAUCACCACGUCACAGCCUACCUCUCCAGUCGCUAAACAGGAAGACAACAAGAUGAUCUUCGACAAUCUCCUUGUCAGCAAGAACGACGAGGAUCUACAGAAUAUGUUAAACGGCAAUAUAUCCGAGGUAUCCACGGAUACGAAGAGCUUUAAAGAGAAACUAAUCAUGUUCGAGAAACUCGGCAAAUGAACACUACACACAUCCACACACGCGAUAAAUGCAUUGUUUAAUUGAUUUCGACAUGUUGAACGGAGGAGAAGUCGAUACGACGAGAAACUGAUGGAAACGAUACAAAGUCUUUUUUCCUGUAAACUUUUUUAUAUCCAGAUUUCAUUUGUACACUGAAUAGGCUGGAAACGAUGAAGCACGAUCGAAGAUGACCGACUGGUUAAUACUAUAAGGCGGACAAUAAUGUAAAAUUGUUUACUUCGAAUUUUUAUAAUGUUUUUCAUAAAACGUGUCCUCGUUUCGCACUCGUAAACACCAAAAAGGUAGAAAGUGGGAAAGGAAUAAAUACGUAAAGAGAGUUUAAAUUCGUCUGUGGCGAGAAAGUUCUAAGGUCAACAUGUUUAAACGUAAUUGCUAACUGUAAUUAGUUGUGAAUCGUGUGUUAUAUUUAACUUCUUCCGUUGCAGUCGUUUUUUUCUUCUUCCUUUUUUACUUGUAACAAAACUCACAUACACGAUGAGAUUGCCGGUUAUGCCCAAAUGCAGUAUUAGGUGGUGCGCGAUACCGCGAAGCAACAUACUCGCGCGUCGUGCUUACAAAUACUUCUCGUGUUAGGAACUUAGUGUUUCUUGUUGUACAGUAGCUUAGAGGCGCCUAUAAAUGUGUUUCGUUCCAUUGUGUAAAUACAAAGGAGAAAAAACCCCGUUGCAGAAUUAGACACGAUCGCGGACGAAAAGAUACGAGUAGAAGGAAUAAGAGAGUGUAGGAGAUAAUAGAAAUGGAAGCGAUGCGGGAAGGUGUUGUUCAAUGGCCGAGCGAGCCAUGAAGCGAACACAGGGUAUGUUGUUAGAGAAAAAAUUAUAGUUCGAAAAUCGUUCAUAUCUAGAGAAAUGUUGCGAUAAUCUAUGGGAAAUGCUGCCUUUCCAUACCAAUCUAGUUGUUUCUAUGUGUCGAAUAUUGAACUGCGCGAAACUGACAGAGACUAUUGUUAGAUUUCCGAUCUACUCUUUCCAGAUUUCGAAACAGCGAAAAUGCUUCCAAUUCUUUUCUAUGAGUAUAUGAUACAUGGAACAUAUUUUUUGAUUUUCGAUUAACGACUGUACCGUUUGGAAUAAUCAUAAAUUCCACGUUGUGGCCAAAUAAAUCGUGACUUUUCGUCGUGUACAAUUUGAAGGGAAAUGGCGGAUCAUCGUGGGGUGAAAAAAGACAUUAGAGUGUAUCGUCUCUGUCACGUGACACCGCGUGAAAGGCAAGAUACAACUUCUCUUCAGUCUUUUAAGUGCCUUAACGAAGUACUGAGAAACCGACUGGUUGCGAACAUCGUUGGAUAAACCGCGCAGAUACGUUUAUCACUCCCCCUUUCUCUUGACCACUAUCCCUUUUUAGUUUUCUAGUUGAUUAUAGACGUCCCAAACUCCAAAAGAUACGCGUAGGUUGUUAGAUUAACGAGACAUAAAUAGAAAAUUGAAUUAACCAUCACUAUAACGUAUAAGA
Eufriesea mexicana is the source of this 4380-nucleotide messenger RNA. RefSeq lists its product as uncharacterized. Lineage: Eukaryota; Metazoa; Arthropoda; Insecta; Hymenoptera; Apidae. The transcript is spliced from 12 exons. The record is from RefSeq and is a predicted model, not a curated record. Bases 34 to 2907 code for a protein of 957 amino acids.